Messenger RNA from Aspergillus alliaceus, 1226 nucleotides. RefSeq names its product translin. Gene Ontology annotation, biological process: RNA metabolic process. Gene Ontology annotation, cellular component: cytoplasm; nucleus. The transcript is spliced from 8 exons. Bases 427 to 1131 code for a protein of 234 amino acids. Lineage: Eukaryota; Fungi; Ascomycota; Eurotiomycetes; Eurotiales; Aspergillaceae. Gene Ontology annotation, molecular function: RNA binding; sequence-specific DNA binding; single-stranded DNA binding. The record is from RefSeq and is a predicted model, not a curated record.
GCUUGGUAGAUCACGAUAUACGAUGAACAGGACAGUGUAAACUCAUUAAGUAAUGUUCUCCUAAGCACUAUAAAGAAGGAUAAAUACAACCUCUAGGCAGAAAAUUGCAAUUUAAAAAAUUCAAAAGAAAAAAGGGGGGGAAAUAAGGCAAACAAACAAUUGAAAUAAAGUAAACUACUUCGGCCCACCUCUUACAAAUAUGCAAAAGAUUUCUAGCUAGAUCGCCGGCCUAACAGUGAAGUUUAGCGCUAUAUGUAUAUACAGUGUCCACCGGGCGGAAAGCCUCAGGCCCCCACAGCCUAACUCGUCACUUUAUUUUUCUCUUCAUCUGACGUAACAUAAUUGACCUCCAUCCGAUUCCGCCCCAAAGAUCCAACCAUACAAUCAAUUAUUCCAAACAAAAACGAAGAAUAACACAUAAUCAGAAUGAUCGACCGCGGCAUCUUUGAAAGCCUUCAGUCCAAAAUCGACGAGGAGGCCGUCGUCCGUGAUGAACUACAUGAGAUUGUUCAGACCCUUGCUAGAAAUGGACGUUCCACAACAGCUGUGCUCUCUCGAGCUCAUUCUACGCCCUCAAAUCACUUGAAACCCGUCCUGGAUGAGGCGACGAAGGAAAUCCUCGCUCAGAAAGAGCAAGUCACCCGGCUCAAGGCCUUGGCUGACAAGCACCCGUUCUAUAAAUACAACGGCGUGUGGACUCGUGAGCUGCAAAAUCUGGUUUCGUCUAUUGAGCUCUGUGCCUGGUUGGGCGGGUUUGAGGAGUACAAGAGUGACGGUUCUUCAUUUUUGACCAUCGAGGAGGUCGGGAAGUUUCUUGAUGUUCCUGUGAAUCUGAAGGAACAGGAUGCUUUCCACCUCACGAUUGAAGAGUAUCUGCUUGCGCUAAUCUCUAUGGUUGAGGAACUGUCGCGUCUUGCUGUCAACUCCGUCACCCUUGGGGAUUAUGCUCGGCCGCUGCAGAUUAGCAACUUUAUCAAGGAUCUGUUUGCUGGGUUCCAGCUCUUGAAUCUAAAGAACGAUAUCCUGCGCAAGAGGAGUGAUGGAAUCAAGUACAGUGUCAAAAAGGUUGAGGAUGUUGUCUAUGAUCUAUCUUUGCGGAACCUGAUCCCCAAGGGCAGUGAUGCCGCUUAAUUUCUGAAUGAAAUCACACCAUAUCUACAUUAUGCAUAAUGGCGAUACAUUCAAAAUCCGAAGACAUUAGCCCCCCCCCCCUUGAUAUACAGCGG